This is a messenger RNA of Helianthus annuus (common sunflower), 2709 nucleotides long. RefSeq names its product scarecrow-like protein 30. Lineage: Eukaryota; Viridiplantae; Streptophyta; Magnoliopsida; Asterales; Asteraceae. The record is from RefSeq and is a predicted model, not a curated record. Gene Ontology annotation, cellular component: nucleus. Gene Ontology annotation, biological process: regulation of DNA-templated transcription. Bases 107 to 2317 code for a protein of 736 amino acids. The transcript is spliced from 4 exons. Gene Ontology annotation, molecular function: sequence-specific DNA binding; DNA-binding transcription factor activity.
CACCCUCUCAUUCAUAGUCAAUCUUCCUUCAUAUUGUCUGCACACUUUCUCUCUCUACAUCUCUCUCAGUUUCUCUCUCUAGGGUUUUUGCUCAGGUAGAUCAUAGAUGGUCAUGGAUGGGAGAUGGAAGGACGAUUACGGCGUAUUGAAUCUAAGCGCGUUAAAUUUCAAUGGAUCUGCGACGGUUCUGUCAGAUCCGAAGGUUUUUAAUGGAAUGAAUCUUAACGACACGUUUCUAGAUCGAAAUAUUUUGAAUCAUACUCCAGAGUUGAAUCUCAAUGAAACGUUUUUAGAUCGAAAUAUUGUGAAUCGUACGCCAGAGUUGCCUGAUUUGAGCUUUAAGAGGUCGAGUCCGUCUUCUAGCUCAAACAAUGAAGGUGAAAUACAUGACGAUUUCGAACUUAGUGAUGUGGUUUUUAAGUACAUUAAUCAGAUGCUCAUGGAGGAAAACAUAGAAGAGAAGACUUGUACGCUUCACGAGUCUGCGGCUCUUCAAGCCGCAGAGAAAUCUUUGUAUGAUGCUAUGGUAAACAAGUCAGUUUCCUCAUGUAGUUCCGAUCCUAUGGUACCGCUGUAUGAUAAUGACGGCAAGGAUGAGAUUACCAUAGGGGAUUAUAAUUAUUUUGACGGUGAUGCAUUCAUAAGUGGUACCAGUACAGGUUUUAGCUCUGAUUUUAGCGAUUACAAUGUUCCGGUUAUAACGAGUGUGUUCUCAAAUCUUGAUUCGCGGACCGGAUCUCUGUCGUCUUACUGCUCGUCGAACAAUAACAGCAGUGUUAUAGAUUGUUUUGCUGAUUCGCCUUUGAGUGGUCAAAGCGUAUCCGCUAUGCAGUUCCCACUCAGCACCUAUAGGAUCUUAGAUCAACUCGGGAUUAACGAGGCGAAUAAUGUGGUGCUAAAGUCCGAGAAGAAACACGGAAUCGGUUUCUCCAUUCCCGAAGAAUCACGAGGAAAGAAAAACCCGUAUUCGAAAGAUCUAGUUGAUGACGGAAGGAUAUCCAAACAGUCUGCAGUUUAUACGGAACCAACUGUGCGGUCUAAGAUGUUCGACGACGUGUUACUUUGCGGUGAAGGAAAAAACCUUCCGCAAGGUAAUUUCGUUCACAAUGGGGUUAAUAGAGUGCAAAAGAAGGGUAACGCAGGUAAGGGCCGCGGUAAAAAAGGCGUAACCAAGGAUGUGGUGGACUUGCGAACGCUCUUGACGCUUUGUGCACAAGCCGUUGCGGCUAAUGACCAAAGGGGUGCGUUCGAUCUACUGAAUCAGAUACGAAAACACGCGUCACCGUCAGGUGACGGAAUGCAACGAUUAGCGCAUUACUUCGCUGCGGGUCUCGAAGCGCGAAUGGCUGGCUCAGGAACCGAGAUAUACAAUACUCUUCUCUCACGGCCGACAUCCGCUGUCGAUGUGUUGAAAUCGUACCAUUUGUAUCUUAGUUGCUGUCCAUUUUUAAAAAUCUCGAAUUUUUUCUCGAAUAAAACUAUUUUACAUAUUGCCGAAAACAAGAAGAAGCUGCAUAUAGUCGACUUCGGUAUUCUUUACGGCUUUCAGUGGCCAUGCUUCAUACAACGUCUCUCGAAACGGCCCGGUGGUCCGCCGGAGCUUCGAAUCACCGGCAUUGACUUCCCGUGUCCCGGAUUCAAACCAUCCCAGCGGGUCGAGGAGACGGGAAGUCGGCUCGCGAAUUACGCGGAAACGUUUAACGUUCCGUUCAAGUUCAAAGCCAUAGCUCAAAAAUGGGAAACGAUCACACUUGACGAUCUCGAGCUCAAGAGUGACGAAACGUUAGUCGUUAAUUGCGCGUAUCGGUUUCGGUACUUGCUUGACGAGACGGUGAUGCCGGAUUGUCCGAGAAAUAAAGUGUUGAACCUUAUUAAGAAAAUGAAUCCCACUAUCUUUAUCCAGGGUGUUGUUAAUGGCUCGUACAACGCGCCUUUUUUUAUCACGAGGUUUCGCGAAGCGUUGUUUUUCUUCUCGUCUAUGUUCGAUAUGAUCGAGGCUAACGCGACGCGUGAGACCCCAGAUCGGAUGCUGAUUGAAAAAGUGUUUUGGGGGAGAGAAGCGAUGAAUGUUAUCGCUUGUGAAGGUGGCGAGAGAAUUGAGAGACCCGAAACGUAUAAGCAGUGGCAAGUUCGUAAUUUAAGAGCUGGGUUUCGACAGCUCCCGCUUAAUCAAGAAAUUUUGAAACUGGCGAAAGAGAGAGCAAAAUCGUGUUACCCGCAUAAGGAUUUUGGGAUCGAUGAAGUUGGUCAUUGGAUGCUUCAAGGGUGGAAAGGACGGAUUAUAAGUGGAUUAGCGUUAUGGGCACCAGCUGAAUGAUAACGUUCGUUGAUUUGGGAGACGAUGAGGGUACUAGAUCAACACAUCUUGCAUCUGAGUCUGCCAAUAAGGGCGCGUAAGAAGGAAGUAGGUUGCACCCGAGUGUGCUACUUGGAAUACUGAUUUUUUCGGAACCUUGACGAAUGAAGCAUCCAUGUUUGUGCCUUAAGGAUAACGGUCCUUUAUGGUAGCAGCUGAGGUACACCUUCUAGAACCAGGUUGGAGUGCAUUUAUUGAUAGUAUAACAUGGGGGAAACGUCAUAGAUUACAAUUCAUAGGUUUGAAUUCUUUAAGAAUAUGUAUUAUUUAUUUUGAGAUGCCCUUUGGAGUCUUGAUGGACAACACUUAUAAUAUUAUCGUCAAUUUAAUUGUAUUAUAUGACCUUGUUGACG